CUUGCGCCCAAUUGCCCCCUGUCCCCAGUCCUGCGCGCUGGAUAAAUACCGCCUCGCGCUCUGCUCCGGAAGACACGCGCUUUCUCGGUCACGAGUUCACGUGCCUGUUCUCCAAAAGUCCACGGUGUAAGGUUGGGUGGCAUGUUUCCGACUAAUGGACCACGCCGGGGACGCUCUUUUGACUCCAUUCACAAACAUCACAUAGAGAAUCAGCACAACUAUGAGAUGAACAAAUCCACAUUUAAUCAUAGUAAUGAGCACCAAGAUGAUUCUGUGUCCUCCAAAAGAGAACAUGCAGCAAUUGUUUUCUCUCUGAAGAAUGAAGUUGGUAACCUUGUGAAGGCAUUAAAACUUUUUCAGGAACACCAUAUCAGCCUGUUGCAUAUCGAGUCGCGGAAGUCCAGGAGGCGUAACUCUGAGCUGGAGGUGUUCGUCGACUGUGACAGUGAACGAGAGACUCUGAACCAAAUCAUUCAGCUGCUAAGAAAACAAACAAACAUCAUCACUAUGGACCUGCCAGACAAACAGAGCACACCUGAAGAAGAUAUCUCAGAAGAACGCUGGUUUCCCAAGAAGAUCUCAGAUCUUGAUAAAUGUGCCAAUCGUGUUCUGAUGUACGGUUCUGACUUGGAUGCUGAUCAUCCUGGAUUUAAAGACAGUGUCUACCGUAAGAGAAGGAAGUACUUUGCUGACCUUGCGAUGAACUAUAAACAUGGAGAUCCGAUCCCACAUGUGGAAUUUACAGAGGAAGAGGUGAUGACAUGGGGUGUUGUGUUCAGAGAGCUAAAUAAGCUCUACCCUACACACGCCUGCAGAGAAUACCUGCAUAACCUACCUCUCCUCACACAGCACUGUGGCUACAGAGAAGACAACAUCCCUCAGCUGGAGGAUGUAUCCCGCUUUCUUAAAGAGCAAACAGGCUUCACAAUUCGCCCAGUAGCUGGAUACUUGUCACCCCGUGAUUUCCUGGCAGGUCUGGCAUUUCGCGUGUUCCAUUGUACCCAGUACAUUCGUCACAGCUCUCAUCCACUAUACACACCUGAGCCGGACACAUGCCAUGAGUUGCUUGGUCAUGUGCCCUUGCUGGCAGAACCAAGUUUCGCUCAGUUUUCUCAGGAGUUAGGACUGGCUUCAUUGGGGGCCUCUGACGAUGCUGUACAGAAACUGUCUACUUGUUACUUCUUCACGGUGGAGUUUGGCUUGUGUAAGCAGGAGGACCAGCUUCGGGCAUAUGGUGCUGGUCUUCUCUCUUCCAUCAGUGAACUUCAGCAUGCACUCUCAGGCAGGGCAAAAAUCCUGCCAUUCGAUCCCAAAGUGACAUGCAAACAGGAGUGUCUCAUUACCACCUUUCAGGAGGUGUACUUCAUGUCUGAAAGCUUUGAAGAGGCUAAGGAUAGAAUGAGGGAAUUUGCAAAGACAACCAGACGCCCAUUUACUGUCCGCUACAACCCUUACACACAGAGUGUGUGUGUGCUGAGGGACAUGCCCAGCAUUAAUAAUGUGGUCGAGGAGCUCCGGCACGAACUGGACAUUGUAGGAGAUGCACUCCAAAGGCUCAACAAAUACACUGGAGUCUAAGAACACAGUCUAGUCUUGUUAGGCCAGAGCAUGAAAGAGUAUAGUGAGCUCAGAGGGUUUAAUUAACAGCUAAUGAGUUAAAUCACACCUCUACAAGGUUGUAACCAUUAUAGACUGAAGUCUGAGAUCAUUGGCUUAAAAUUUGUCAAUUAUUUUUCACAGUGCAACUUCAAACUAUUAAAUCGCUACCAUGUUUAAGACUUACUGUCAAAUCCUGUUUUCUGCACUGAGAAAUCUAUCCCCAAUGAGUGCCUGUAAUACACACUUCACUGAUUAUAAGUACACUUUAGUAAAUGUUGCACGUUUGUUUAGAUCAAUUAAGGCCAAUUAUUCUGUUUGGCCAUUUUUACAUCAGUUUAAUGUCCCAAUUAAUCAAAUGCAAAACUGGCCAAAGCAUGUUGGGAAAGUUUAUAUAGAUAAGACAUGGCAAUGUAUUCAGAAUACAAAAGUCUUUAUAAAUGAAAUAUUAUUGCAAUUAUAUAAAAAACAUAUGUGGCUUGUUCUCAUUCCUGCAGUGUUUAUGUGUUAUAAUGUAUAAAGGAUCAUUCAAAACCAUUGUAAAUCAUCAGGUGUGUGUAUGUGUGUGGUAAAAUAAUUAAAUCUUAUGUUUUGGUGAAUAUUAAUUAAUUUUGUCAGAUAAUCUUAUGGCCUAACAAAUUUGUAUGUACAAGAUAAGAAAAUAAUUGACACAAUAUAGCAGGUAAUUUAACUUAGAGCAUCAUAUCGAGCAAAAAAAUUUUCUAUGGAUAUAUGAAUACGUUUAUUUGAUCUCUCCUAAGUAGCCCAGAGAGUUAGUUGCAAUUUAGGUUGUGGUAAAUAACCCAUCUGGUUACAUAACAAUGACAAAAAUCCCCACUUAUUUAUAAAUCAUGGAGCAUGUUUGUUUGUGUCCCAUGCACAUUAACCUAGUGAUUCGAUCCACCAAUCAUUAAAAUCUCAAAAAUAACCAAAGUAAAUAGUAAUUGAUUUCUGACCCAUUGUGUGACUUAUUUGAUGAGCUGUUACUUCAAUGAAUGGUCAGUGAAAAACAAGGAGGUGGGCUUUAUCAUCACAUAACUUACUUCAUGUUACACAGUUUGAAGAACUGUGGCCACAAACUAAAACCUGGUAUUACAUAUUAUUUCAUGUUAUAGUCUGUUUUUAGGCUCUGCUAGAACUCACAACCAUGCUGCAGCACUCACUAGAAGUAGACCAGGUUAUUAGCUACAAUUCUUUUUUAGACCACUAGAUGGAACUAGU
Silurus meridionalis is the source of this 2817-nucleotide messenger RNA. RefSeq names its product tryptophan hydroxylase 1b (gene tph1b). The record is from RefSeq and is a predicted model, not a curated record. Gene Ontology annotation, molecular function: tryptophan 5-monooxygenase activity; iron ion binding. Gene Ontology annotation, biological process: aromatic amino acid metabolic process; serotonin biosynthetic process. NCBI's taxonomy places the organism in Eukaryota, Metazoa, Chordata, Actinopteri, Siluriformes, Siluridae. The transcript has 11 exons. Gene Ontology annotation, cellular component: neuron projection. Bases 142 to 1578 code for a protein of 478 amino acids.